AUGCCUUCUCCAUUCCACCAGAAGUAUUCCAGCCAGACUCAUAAAAUUUUUGGAGACAACACCACGCCAAUGAUGCCCACCGCCCCAAAGCAGGACGCUGACCGAAGGUCGUCGGAUUCAUCGAUCAGCUCAACUUCGGGCUCCCCAACAUCGGAGCGAAGGAGGUCAUCCACAAGCAAAUUUGCAAACCUUGAGGCACUGAAGCGGCCCCAGGAUGAGACGAGUGUGAACAGGAGAUCCAGUCUGCAAGACUCAUAUGGCAAAGUUGGCAUGUUUGGCACGAUGUGGAACAAUUUCACUCGCGGACCAUCCGCUCCCAAAUCACCACCCAAAAUGAAGGAGCCGCGUGACGUAACAACACUUCGGACGGAGUAA
Molecule: messenger RNA, 375 nt
Organism: Paraphaeosphaeria sporulosa
Lineage: Eukaryota; Fungi; Ascomycota; Dothideomycetes; Pleosporales; Didymosphaeriaceae
Exons: 3
Coding region: 1-375 (124 amino acids)
Source: RefSeq, a predicted model, not a curated record